CUAGCGAGCAGCCGGAGAGGGGAAGGAGCAGCCGGAGAGGGGAAGAAUACGGCGCCCCCUCUCUCCUUCCCCUCCCCCCUACUUUAGCCCCUCUGCGCACUUAGCCUCCAAGUCUCAGCGCAGCCAGGAGCCGCCGCCGCCUCAGUGCCUCCGCGCCUCAGCGCCGCUGCGCGCUGCCCCCGAGCCAAGCACAGCGAGUGCCACCGCCCAGCGCCCCCGCCCACCGCAGGGCCGGGGUCGGGGGCUAGCAUGGAGCACCUGGGUCCGCACCAUCUCCACCCGGGCCACGCGGAGCCCAUCAGCUUUGGCAUCGACCAGAUCCUCAACAGCCCGGACCAGGGCAGCUGCAUGGGGCCCUCCUCUCGCCUCCAGGACGGAGAAUACGGCCUUGGCUGUUUGGUUGGAGGCGCUUACCCUUACGGCGGCGGGGGCCCCGCGGCCGGGGCGGGGGCCGGGGGCGCGGGGGCCUAUGGCGCUGGAGGCCCGAGCGGCCCCGGUGGCCCGGCGGGCGGCGGCGGCGCCUGCAGCAUGGGCCCGCUGGCCGGCUCCUACAACGUGAACAUGGCCUUGGCGGGCGGCCCCGGUCCCGCCGCCUGCGGCGGCGGCGGCGGCGGCGGCGGCGGCGGGGCGGGGGCGCUGAGCGCUGCGGGGGUGAUACGAGUGCCCGCGCACAGGCCGCUAGCUGGAGCGGUGGCCCACCCUCAACCUCUGGCUACCGGUUUGCCCACCGUGCCCUCCGUGCCUGCCGUGCCGGGCGUCAACAACCUCACCGGCCUCACCUUUCCCUGGAUGGAGAGUAACCGCAGAUACACAAAGGACAGGUUCACAGGUCACCCCUAUCAGAAUCGGACGCCCCCCAAGAAGAAGAAGCCGCGCACGUCCUUCACGCGCCUGCAGAUCUGCGAGCUAGAGAAGCGCUUCCACCGCCAGAAGUACCUGGCCUCGGCCGAGCGCGCCGCCCUGGCCAAGGCGCUCAAAAUGACCGACGCGCAAGUCAAAACCUGGUUCCAGAACCGGCGGACAAAGUGGAGGCGGCAGACCGCGGAGGAGCGUGAGGCCGAGAGGCAGCAGGCGAACCGCAUCCUCCUGCAGCUGCAGCAAGAGGCCUUCCAGAAGAGCCUGGCGCAGCCGCUGCCCGCCGACCCGCUCUGCGUGCACAACUCCUCGCUCUUCGCCCUGCAGAACCUGCAGCCGUGGUCUGACGACUCGACCAAGAUCACCAGCGUCACGUCCGUGGCGUCGGCCUGUGAGUGAGCCUGCCUGCUCCGCACCGUGAGACCCGGGCCCAGCCAAGGGUCGCGAGGCCUCAGAGCCGCGACUCUCGCCGCCCUCCUGCCGAAGACUGCACGCAGCAGGGGAACGCCGUGCCCCUCCCUCCGCACCGGCCCGCGCUCUCGUGCCGACGCUGUUCUCUUUUUGGUGGAAAAGAAGAGAAGACCGCGCAAGAAAGGGACGCGCGGCCGCCUACCAGAUGCCUAUGCGGUCUGGCGCCUGCUGGAACUGUUCGGAGUCCUCCGUUUGCGUCUCUUUUAUUUUAUUCUGAUUUUUAACGUGGGACUGAGAGAGGCAGGAAAGGUGGAGGAAGAAGAGCUUCUGGGAACCCUAGAGGACAGCAUGAGCUGUCAUUUGAACUUGCCCUGGGGAGAGCACUCUGUUUUCCACUCCGCAUCAUACACGGACACCCACAGGCCCUCACAGAGGUGAUUUCACUGUCCCUCCUGGUGUCACCCCACAGUCACACACAGGGGACCUAUGGCAGAGUGUUAUGCACACACAGGGCCAUAGCCUUCACACCCGUGACCCUUACUAUCAGGGGUGACCCAGAUUCAUUCUGAACAGCAUGGCGCUUCUCACAAACACAAGGUCACGGUCACAGUGUGACACAUCGUCACACACACAGCAGCCACAACAGUGUCACUUGGCCUGCCAGACCCCCAUCACAUAGCCUAGCCACACCCCGGUACGCACAGACAGGUUUCCACACAAACUCAGCCUAUUUCUCCAGAUCCUGUUCGUAGGGGGCGUUUAAGUUAUGCACUUAUAAGGUGUUCUCUGUGUAACCUUUUUAUAAAGUGCUUGUGUAAUUU
This is a messenger RNA of Lagenorhynchus albirostris (white-beaked dolphin), 2087 nucleotides long. It is a transcript of the gene TLX1, whose product is annotated as T cell leukemia homeobox 1. The record is from RefSeq and is a predicted model, not a curated record. Gene Ontology annotation, biological process: animal organ development; regulation of transcription by RNA polymerase II. The transcript has 3 exons. Gene Ontology annotation, cellular component: nucleus. Gene Ontology annotation, molecular function: RNA polymerase II cis-regulatory region sequence-specific DNA binding; DNA-binding transcription factor activity, RNA polymerase II-specific. NCBI's taxonomy places the organism in Eukaryota, Metazoa, Chordata, Mammalia, Artiodactyla, Delphinidae. Bases 250 to 1254 code for a protein of 334 amino acids.